UUUCUUAUCGAUAAAACCGCGGUCGCAGAGAAAAGAAGAAAACUCGCUUUGAAGUAAAUAAAUCCUAGGUAACUAAAUCUUGCUGCCAGGCGGAAACCAUAGGAAAGCUGUUGCUAUUACCCUCCACCUGCCGCCCCCACAAGCCCGCACAGACGCGUCAUCGAGCCAGCCCAGCGAACACAAAACAACAGCAGCAGAGCAGCAGCAGAAGCAGUAGCAGCAGACAUGUCCCAGGCCUUGAACAAUCCAACGGGCGGAGCCCCGCACCGCGAUUACGGUGCCACUGGUGAGAGUAUCACGCCCGAAGUGAGCUUCGCUGCGCCCGGUGGCUCCUCCGGCUUCAGUCCCACAGAGUUCAUGUCCCUCAGCGAGGACAUCGGACACAACAUCACGGCUGUCCUCUUCAGCACCAAGCAGCUGGAGAAGCAGCUGAAGCUGAUUGGCACGCCCAAAGAUCUGCCGUCGCUGCGGGACAAAGUGCACAGCAUCAACACAAAGACCAAUGGCAGAAUUCAGACCAUCACCGUGGACCUGCAGCGCCUGCAAGCCGUCGUUCGGAACGGCGAUCGCCAGCAGAAACUCCAGCUGGAGAAGCUGACGCGCGAGUUCCACAAUGUGGUCGAGAAAUACUCCAACUUGCAGCGCAGCAUCUCGGCCGCUAUGCGACAGAGCUAUCAGCAGGCCCUGGGCUCCGAGCACGAGUCGGAGGUGUCUGCGCGGGCCGAGCUGCUGCAGCAGCAGCGCCAGGAGCAGGCUGGCCUGCAGCAGGAGCACGACUUGCUGGUGGAGCGCCAGCGUCAGGUGGAGCAAAUCGAGUCUGAUAUCAUCGACGUGAACCAGAUAUUCACCAAGCUGAGUGGACUGGUGCACGAGCAGGGAGAACAGAUGGAUUUCAUUGAGAACAGUAUUGAGCAGACCGCCACCAAUGUGGAGGAUGGACAUUCGGAGUUGGCCAAGGCGGCUAGAAGUCGCCAGAGCUAUCGUCGCAAGAUUCUGAUCCUCUUAGUGAUUGCUGUGAUAAUAGGUUUAAUCGUAACUGGCAUUAUUGUUGCCAAAUUGAACAGUUAAUUGUUUUAUUUAUAUCGUACACAAACAAACACACACCCAAAAAACACACACACACACACGCAUACGAAUGCAUAUAUGAGUAUAAUUAAUGAUUUUUGUAAAACAAUUUAUAUAAAAACACAAAACAAAAACAAAAAUUGAAACGUUAAAAACUCUGUUUAAUCACCAAGUGAGCAAAGACAACAAAAUAACAAGAAAACAAACGAGAGAACUAAACGGAAAUACAAUAUUUAUAAAUAUAAUAUACACACAUACACAAACAAACAAACAAACACACACAUGGAUAAUGAAAAUCCCAUUUAACUGGCAUAUGUAAACCAAUUAUUCAGCGCUUUUAAAUGUUACUCAUUUCUUGUUGAACAAAAA
Molecule: messenger RNA, 1434 nt
Organism: Drosophila subobscura
Lineage: Eukaryota; Metazoa; Arthropoda; Insecta; Diptera; Drosophilidae
Gene: Syx13
Product: syntaxin-12
Exons: 3
Coding region: 226-1068 (280 amino acids)
Biological process (GO): intracellular protein transport; vesicle fusion; vesicle-mediated transport
Cellular component (GO): SNARE complex; endomembrane system; membrane
Molecular function (GO): SNARE binding; SNAP receptor activity
Source: RefSeq, a predicted model, not a curated record